AUGGGUAAAAAGAGACAUGCUUAGGACAAAAUGUGGAUUACUAACUCCGAACUUACUAGUGAGUGGGGAGGAAAGAAAGAAGAACACAGAAGUAAAAAACAGGAAUAUGUUAAGAUGCCAUUCUACUAUUGUAAUCUGUCAAUGGCACCUUUUGUAGAUCCUUAUUGCACUGAAGAUGGAAUAAUAUUUGAUCUACUGACGAUAAUCCCUUAUCUAAAAAAAUACAAGAAAAACCCCAUCACUGGUGGCCCAAUGAAAGAGAGUGAUCUUAUCAAAUUGAAUUUUCAUAAAAAUGAGUAGGGGGAGUUUCACUGUCCUAUUACUUACAAGACUUUUACAGAUCACACUCAUAUAAUAGCUGUCAGAGAAACAGGGAAUGUAAUUUCAUAUGAAGCCUUCAAUGAGCUCAAUAAAGAACCUUAAUGGUACUUCGACCUAUUGACUAACGAGAAGUUUGACCCAAAAAAGAUUAUCCUGAUUUAAGAUCCUAAAAGUCCAGGAAGGAAAAUCAAUGACUUUCAUUACAAGCAAAGCAAUGAAAAUAUUCAAGACCUAUUAAAGGAUAAAAGUUUAAAGAAAAAAGAAGGAAAUGAAUUCGUUAACAUCUCAUCAUAAGCUUAGAGAGUUCUAGAUUAAAUGAAAGCGUAAAAUGAAGAAACUAAGAAUGAUAAAUCAUAGAAGAGCAAAAUAGACUCCGAGUUUUUCAAAAGUUUUGAAAUCGAGCCUGAUUUUGAAAGUCUGAGAAUUGAGCCAAAGAUAUAUAUUGAGAAGAGAAAGAAGGAAGGCAGUAGGGUACAUGGGUCUAGCACUGAGGGGAAAGCCAGCAGCGGAUUUACUAGUACUAGAUAUGAACCAAUCACUUCAAAUCAGAUGAGACAGCUAUCUGACAAUGAAAUUAGGAAAGAUUAUUACAAUCCAAUCAAGAGUAAAUAAACCAAGGGAAGUGUGCAAAUCAUUACAAAUAAAGGCAGCAUCACAGUGCAGAUACAUUGUGAUAGAGUACCAAAGACUGGAGAAAAUUUCCUUGAGUUGUGUGAGAAUAAAUACUACAAAAACACUAAGUUUCAUAGACUGAUUAAGGGCUUUAUGAUUCAAGGAGGUGAUCCUGAAGGAAGUGGCAGAGGAGGAAAGUCCUAUUUUGGAGAUAAAUUUGAAGAUGAGUUUCAUCCAAGCAUUCCUCAUUUAGGCAGAGGUAUUCUAUCAAUGGCUAAUAGUGGUGAAAAUACUAAUGGAUCUCAAUUUUUUAUUACAUUCAAGUCAUGUCCUCACUUGGACGGUAAACACUCAGUCUUUGGUAAAAUCAUGACAGGGCUAGAAUUCCUAGAUCAGGUUGAAGGUAUCCCAGUGAAUGAUAAAGAUCAGCCUAAAGAAGAAGUCAUUAUUGAAGAUACAAUCGUAUUAGUAAACCCUUAUAGAGAUACAAUAGCUGAUAUUUUAAUGAAAGAGUGGAAAUUAAAAAGCCUCAAAGAAAAACAGAAGAAUUAAGAUGUGAAGUGGACAUCGCUUAGUGGUUUCAAGAAAAAUGAAGACAAAAAUACAACAGUCGAUACUAUUGGUAAGUACAUAAAACCCUAAUAAGGCAUGAUCCCCUCUAGCAUGAUUGCACCUCAAACUAAAAAAUGA
Messenger RNA from Stylonychia lemnae, 1623 nucleotides. Lineage: Eukaryota; Ciliophora; Spirotrichea; Sporadotrichida; Oxytrichidae. The record is from the annotation of a GenBank genome assembly.